GAAAUUAGCAAUGAUCCUAAACUGUUUGUAGAAGGAGCAAGUAGUGGUGAUGUCAGUCAAGGAAGUCUGGGUAACUGUUGGUUUGUGGCAGCUUGUUCUAGUCUAGCUCAGCAGCAAGAGCUAUGGACAAAGGUUGUACCAACUCAUGAGGAACAAGAAUGGGAUUCUGAAAACCCACAGAAAUAUGCUGGUAUAUUUCACUUCCGCUUUUGGAGAUUUGGUGAAUGGUUAGAUGUUGUAGUCGAUGACAGAUUACCUACUAUUAACAAUCAACUUAUCUUUGUUCAUUCACAAACAAAGAAUGAAUUUUGGAGUGCGCUCUUAGAGAAAGCAUAUGCUAAAAUAUCUGGUUGCUAUGAGAAUCUUGAUGGUGGCAAUACAGCUGAUGCCUUGGUUGAUUUUACUGGUGGUGUUGCUGAAAAUAUUGAUCUGAUGGAGCCAGCUGUGGAUGAAGAGAAACGUAAUGUCUUAUUUAAAGAAAUGCAGAAAUGUUUGGAUAGAAAUUCAUUGAUGAGUAGUUCUAUCAAAGUAACAUCGGCUUCAGAGAUGGAAGCCAAGACUGAAGUAGGAUUGAUUAAAGGGCAUGCAUAUGGUGUGACUGACGUCAGAAAUGUCAAGAUUGGUGAUACUGGAUUGUUGUCUUACUUCAAAGGUAUUGAGAAAAUAGCAAUGAUACGUUUACGUAAUCCAUGGGGUGAAAAAGAGUGGAAUGGAGCCUGGAGUGAUCAAUCUCCAGAAUGGUCAAAAGUCGGCAAAAGUGAAAGAGAAAAAAUGGGUCUUACAUUUGAUGAUGAUGGAGAAUUCUGGAUGACUUUCCAUGAUUUUUGUACAAAUUUCACCAAUGCUGUCAUAUGCCGUCUUCCAAAUACUGCCUUCCUGACGAUUCGUAAAACUUGGAGAGAGAAAAUAUUGAUAAGUAAAUGGAAGAAAUACCAAGAUCGGUUGCGGAACAGAGCAGGAGGAUGUAUCAAUAACAAGGAAACGUUUCUACAAAAUCCACAGUUUGUCUUUACUAUAUCUGAUGACGAUGGUGAUGAGGUGAUGUUAUCAGUUACACAAAGAGAUACAAGAGCAGAUAUUAACCAAACUAAUCUAACUAUUGGAUUUUAUGUCAUGAAGGUGGAAAGUAAUCGUAAAUAUCGAUGUCAUGUUGUCAAACCAAAAGUUGCUGAUUCUACUUACAUCAAUGCUCGCAGUGUAUUUGAAAGAAUUCAUUUGCCUCAAGGACGCUACGUUCUUGUUGCGACAACAUUUGAUCCUAACGAGGAAGGCGAUGUAAUGUUUCGUAUUUUCAGUGAGCAUGAUGCAAAUGCCAGUGAAUUGGAACUUGACUGUCCUCCCAGGACAUGCUGGUCUGGACUGUGUGGCUAUCCUACCAUUGCUACAUCUAUCAAUGUCGUCAGUGCAGCUGGUUUACAGAAAAUGGACAGAUUUGGAAGUGCAGAUGCCUAUGCUUAUAUCAAAUCUGAGGGGAAACAUAAAUCACCAAUUAAAAAAGAUCAACUGAAUCCUGAAUGGCAGUUUAGCAUCAUAUUGUAUAGGAAAAAGCCCCAGCAGCCAAUCACUGUACAGAUUUGGAACAGCAAUCUUAUUAAAGAUGAAUUUAUGGGUGAAGCAAUUAUUAUGGGUCAAGCUGAUGGCGAACCGAAACAUUUCUCUGCAACGCUAAAUGACAAAGGGAGGAAAGCAAAUGAAAAAAAGCCUGGUUCACUGAAUAUUACCAUGACUACCACAUCCAAUAUCAAAGCUUUGUAAACAAAUCAAAAUUGGCAGAUAUCCUAUAACACCAAUUCUCUGUUGAAUUGAAAAUUGCACGUACUCCAUUUUUGAUCAGGUGACCUCAGAUUUGUUGAACAAGAUGUCACAGCAACACCUUAUAACAAAGUACGUUAGAAAGGGCACUAUUUUGUAUAAAUACCAUAUUUCUUUAGAAUUUUAAAAAAUAUAUUAUACAAAUAGUUUAACAGAUAAUUAGGUAUAUGAUUAUAAUAGACUAACUAAUGUCAUCAACAAUGUGUUCUAAUUACCUGAAUUCUUCCGGAUUUUAUGCUCAUAAACCUAAAAUUUUACUUUUAUCUCAAAAUUUUACUUUUUAAUUAUAUCGUAAAAAGCAAGUCAAUUAUUGAUUAUAUUAUGCAUGUGUGUAUUACUUUAAUAGAAUAGUAAGAGAGGAAAAACACUGCAUUGAAUUCCCAUUUUGUCAUUUUGAACAUUCGUAAUAGUAUGCAUGUGAAUGAUUCUACUAUUGCCUUGAAUUAAAUAAAUUAUCUGUGUGUGUAGUAUUUAUAGAUUGGGUCAAUGAAUGUGAUAUAGAAGCUCAAGCUGCCAAUCAGAAUACUUCACUUAAUUGUUAUUUAUAGUAUAAUGAUGCAAGUUAUGAUAAUGAGGUGUUUAUAGUGCCUUGAUUCUACUCUCAUGCUACAUGUUAUGAUAAUGAGGUGUUUAUAGUGCCUUGAUUCUACACUUGCCCUACAUGUUAUGAUAAUGAGGUGUUUAUAGUGCCUUGAUUAUUCAUGCACUACAUGUUAUGAUAAUGAGGUUUUUAUAGUGCCUUGAUCUACACUCUCACUACAUGUCAUGAUAAUGAGGUGUUUAUAGCAGAGCGAUGCAACCCGCCACUUCAUGGUGUAAUUUUGCACAGCUUCACCAACAGAAGGUAUAGAUGAAAUUUACAUUAAAAUCAAAGAUAAUAAGGUAUUUAUAGUACGUUGAUCAACCAUUAUUACACUAAUGAGGUGUUUAUUGUACACUAUAAUUCAAUGCAUAUAAUACAUGUUUAUUUAUAUCCAACUGCUUCACAUCAAAUAGUUCAAGCAUAAUACUUUUACUCAAGUCAUUAUUUGUUUUUUUAUUGAAUCUAGCAAUAAUAAUCAUUUUUUAUGACAAUUUGUUGCAUUUUUUAGCAAUAUUUAAAAUUUUGAUCAAUAUAGUUUUUGCACAUACAUUGUAAAGGUUUUAUUGUACAUAAUUGAAUAAAUGUGCAUUUUCUUUUGAA
Molecule: messenger RNA, 2995 nt
Organism: Saccoglossus kowalevskii
Lineage: Eukaryota; Metazoa; Hemichordata; Enteropneusta; Harrimaniidae
Product: calpain-5-like
Biological process (GO): proteolysis
Cellular component (GO): cytoplasm
Molecular function (GO): calcium-dependent cysteine-type endopeptidase activity
Source: RefSeq, a predicted model, not a curated record